This is a messenger RNA of Oncorhynchus nerka (sockeye salmon), 2890 nucleotides long. Its product is annotated as splicing factor 3A subunit 1-like. Gene Ontology annotation, biological process: regulation of alternative mRNA splicing, via spliceosome; mRNA cis splicing, via spliceosome. The coding region runs from base 175 to 2541 and encodes 788 amino acids. The record is from RefSeq and is a predicted model, not a curated record. The transcript is spliced from 15 exons. Gene Ontology annotation, cellular component: U2 snRNP; U2-type prespliceosome; catalytic step 2 spliceosome. Gene Ontology annotation, molecular function: RNA binding; protein binding. NCBI's taxonomy places the organism in Eukaryota, Metazoa, Chordata, Actinopteri, Salmoniformes, Salmonidae.
ACCAUUCCGGGCAGGUCAAUUGACGAACAACGGUCCUAUUUGGAAAUAGUUUUGUGCAAUUAAAUCAGUUUCUAGACAAAGCUAUAGUACCACAACAAGUAGUGUAAUUGUGAAGAGAACGAACCUCACUUUUUACGUUUUAACAGAUAAGCCAAGCAAGGAAUUAACGCAGCCAUGCCGCCUGGGCCUGUACAAAUUGUUCAACUGGAGCCCAACAACAGGGCAGAUGAGUCAACAGAGGAAACCCCAGCAACGAAACCCAUAGUUGGGAUCAUCUAUCCACCUCCUGAGGUCCGAAACAUCGUCGACAAGACUGCCAGUUUUGUAGCCAGGAAUGGACCAGAGUUCGAGGCAAGGAUCCGUCAGAAUGAGAUCAACAACCCAAAGUUCAACUUCCUGAACCCCAACGACCCAUACCAUGCUUACUACCGCCACAAAGUCAAUGAAUUCAAGGAGGGCAAGGGCCAGGAGCCGUCUGCGGCCGUACCAAAGGUCAUGCAGCAGCAGGCCCUGCAGAACUCACAGCAGCUUCCUCAAAAGGUGCAGGCCCAGGUGAUUCAUGAGACCGUGGUGCCAAAGGAGCCUCCACCUGAGUUUGAGUUCAUUGCUGACCCUCCUUCAAUCUCGGCAUUCGACCUGGAUGUUGUCAAGCUGACCGCCCAGUUUGUUGCUCGCAACGGGCGCCAGUUCCUCACACAGCUCAUGCAGAAAGAACAGCGAAACUACCAGUUUGACUUCCUGCGACCUCAACACAGCCUCUUCAACUACUUCACCAAGCUGGUGGAGCAGUACACUAAGAUUCUGAUCCCUCCCAAGGGACUUCUGAUAAAGCUGAAAAGAGAGUCUGAGAACCCCAGGGAGGUGCUGGACCAGGUGAGGUACCGUGUUGAAUGGGCGAAGUUCCAGGAGCGUGAAAGGAAGAAGGAGGAGGAGGAGCGGGAGAAAGAACGUGUGUCCUACGCCCAAAUUGACUGGCAUGACUUUGUAGUGGUGGAGACCGUGGACUUUCAGCCUAAUGAACAAGGCCACUUCCCCCCACCCACCACACCUGAGGAGCUGGGAGCUCGCAUCCUGACCCAGGAGCGUUAUGACAAGUUUGGAGAGAGUGAGGAGGUGGAGAUGGAGGUUGAAAGUGAGGAUGAGGAGGACGAUGAGCGGGAGGACCGGGAUGAUGGGCGUCCCACACAGCCUGAUCAGGACACACAGCUGCAAGACAUGGAUGAGGGUUCUGAUGACGAGGAAGAUGGCAAGGCACCAUUGCCCCCAGACAACCCCAUGCCACCCCCACUGCCCCCUACUCCAGACCAGGUCAUUAUCCGCAAGGACUAUGACCCCAAAGCCUCCAAGCCACAGCCUCCAGCCAAGACUCUGGAUGAGUACCUCAUCUCUCCCAUCACGGGUGAGAGGAUCCAAGCCAGUAAGAUGCAGGAGCACAUGCGCAUUGGGCUACUGGAUCCCCGCUGGCUGGAGCAGAGGGACCGGGGCAUCAGAGAGAGGCAAAUCGAGGACGAGGUUUACGCCCCUGGCAUGGACAUUGAGAGCAGCCUGAAACAGUUGGCUGAGAGGCGUACUGAUAUCUUUGGCGUGGAGGAGACAGCCAUCGGUAAGAAGAUUGGAGAAGAGGAGAUCCAGAAGCCUGAGGAGAAGGUGACCUGGGAUGGGCACUCUGGCAGCAUGGCGCGUACUCAGCAAGCAGCACAGGCCAACAUCACCCUACAGGAGCAAAUUGAGGCCAUUCACAAGGCCAAGGGACUGGUGCAGGAGGAUGAAAGCAAAGAGAAGAUUGGACCGAGCAAGCCUGAGCUUUACCACCAUCAUCAUCAAUCACCCCUCAUCUCCUCUGCCCCCCUUCUGCCCAAACCCAGCCCUCCAAUGAACACGAUGGCUCGGGCCCCUCCUUCCAUGCUGCCCCCUGUACGCACCACUCUCCUGUCAGCUGUGCCUGUGAUUCCACGGCCCCCCAUGGCCCCUGUGCAGAUGCGCCUGGCCCCAGGGCAGGUUCUAACACCCAUGCCUCCCAUGAUGCAUGCUCCCCGCAUCAACGUGGUACCCAUGCCCCAACCACCUCACAUGAUGGCCCCCAGACCACCCCCCAUGGUGGUACCAACUUCAUUUGUCCCUGCCCCUCCUGUCCCGCAGCCCCCCCGCCCUGACCCUCAGCCACCUUCCCACCCACCCCCACGCCAUGAUGAUGAGCCUGUCACCAAGAAGAUGAAGACAGAAGACAACCUUAUACCAGAGGAGGAUUUCCUCCGCAUAUACAAGGGUUCAGUGUCGGUCAAAGUACAAGUUCCCAACAUGCAGGACAAGACGGAAUGGAAGCUAAGUGGACAAGCGCUCAACUUCACUGUCCCACUCACAGAUCAGGUAUCUGUUAUUAAAGUCAAAAUCCAUGAAGCUACUGGCAUGCCAGCUGGAAAACAAAAGCUACAGUAUGAGGGAAUUUUCAUCAAAGAUUCCAACUCGCUGGCCUACUACAACAUGAACAACGGUUCAGUCAUACACCUGGCACUGAAGGAGAGAGGUGGGAGAAAGAAGUGAACAUCCCCUCAACAGGUUUCUCUGCCAUACACAGCCAGUUUGCGACAUUUUGUCAUUUACCCCCAAGUAAUUAUUAUAAUGUCCGAAAAAUUGGGGUAAAUGAGCAACUUUAUCAGAGCAGCUCUUUCAAAUGAUUUAUGUCCUUUGUUGGUCAUACCAAUUGUAAAGAAUGUUUGAGGCGUAGUCUAUAAAUAACCUAUAAUUAGUUUUGGUUUCGUAUUUUAAGUGUUGAUUCUUUUCUAAAUGUUAAUUGUAUUGUUUAAGGGGAUUGUAUGCAUGCAGGUGGUUUCUGUCCAGAUUUUCCAGCCCAUGUCAGUCCAUCAAAUAAAGUAAUAAAAUGUCACCAUUA